GAGACUUUUAGAUUUGGAUGAGGCUAUUAAAUAGGAAAAGCCACAUCUAUACGGAGAUUUGAGGAUAUUCUUGCUGAUAAACCAUUGUUUUCUUUCUUUCUUUAUUAUUAUAGAUUUCAAAAAAUUGUAGUUGGAUUGUUUAUUUCCUAGCCAGAGAGGCAGUGUGUUCACUUUAGAAUCCUUCUCCUUUCUGGUUCACUGUACUCGCCUGUAGCUUAAUACAUACUACUUCCAUUCUUGCCCUAGCAAAAAGAAAAUAGAAAAUGACGCAGGUGUUUCAACAACGCAAGAACAGCCAACAUUCCCUCCUUACCCGCCACGUGUCCCCUCUUUUCUCCAUUACCUUUCGACACGCCCACUCCCGCUCUCCUUAUUAUACGUCACAAGCACCGCACGAAGAGCUACCUCUACCUGAAACCAAAAUACAUGUAUAAAAAAGAGUUAACACUUCCUUUACGACUAUGAGUAUUUAAACAUCCAGAUCUCAGUAAUCUUCGCGCAGUGACAGACAGAGACCGAAAAUGGAGGAGAAUCUCAUAAACAGGCUUGAAGCCGCGGUCGCCAGAUUGGAAAGGAUAUCAGUGUCUGGUGGUGCGGUCGAGAGUCGCGGCUUGGAUAACUUACAAGUGGAUCUCGCGGCGUCGGACCCCGAGAUUUUGGCGUUCGCGGAUCUGAUGGCGCAGCGUUUGGAUAGGCUCGGUACUGCUGCUGAGAAAAUCAGGGGACAGGUGCUGGACGUAACUAAGAUAAUUCUCGAGGCGUUUGGUGUGCAAAAGAGCUUCUCGUUAAAUCAAGCAAACUCAGUUAGCACUUUCGUUUGGAUAGAGGAUGAUAAGGCUAGGAAGUGGGUGGUAGCUCUUAUUCCUUCCCCUAUUUUCUGGCUAACUUGGAGAGAUAGGAAUAGAAUGGCUCUUGAAGUGGAAAUAAUCCCUUUCACUGGAUUAAGAACUUCCUCUUCAUCUCAGCCUAUUGUGGUUAAACUGGUUCUUGUAGAGUAUAGAAACAAAGAUCCAAAUCAUGUGGAAUGGGCCAAAGCUUUGAAGGAGCUAUUUUUACCCGGUUUGAGAGACUAUGUUAAAAGCAAUUACCCUCUAGGUCCAGUCUGGAGUGCUACUGGCAAGGCAGUUGCUGCUCCAUCAAAAGCUCCGACAGCAAGUGCCCCUGCUCCUCCACCUGCACCCCCAGCUUCUCUCUUCAGUUCUGAGUCAUCUAAGCCUUCAUCAUCAAGCCAGAAACAAGGGAUGUCUGCCGUUUUCAAAGAAAUUAAUUCCAAGGCUGUAACGUCAGGUUUAAGAAAGGUUACAAAUGAUAUGAAGACUAAGAACCGUGCAGAUAGAACUAGUGUUGUUGGUGCCGUUGAAAAAGAACGUACUACCUCACCUUCCUUUUCAAAAGCAGGGCCUCCAAAGCUGGAGCUUCAAAUGGGUCGUAAGUGGGUUGUUGAGAAUCAAAUUGGCAGAAAAAACCUGGUUAUUGACGACUGCGAUGCAAAACAAUCUGUUUAUGUUUUUGGAUGCAAGGAUUCUGUUUUGCAGAUUCAAGGGAAAGUGAACAAUAUAACUGUUGACAAAUGUACCAAGAUGGGAGUUGUAUUCCUGGAUGUCGUGGCUGCUUGCGAGAUUGUGAAUUGCAAUGGUGUUGAGGUGCAAUGUCAGGGAUCAGCUCCAACAAUUUCAGUGGACAAUACAGGAGGAUGCCAGUUAUAUCUAAGCAAAGAUGCACUGGGUACGUCCAUAACAACAGCCAAGUCAAGUGAGAUUAAUGUGAUGGUGCCUGGUACUGAUCCUGAUGGUGACUGGGUGGAGCAUGCUUUACCGCAACAGUUCAGUCAUGUAAUGAAGGACGGAAAGUUCGAAACCACUCCUGUCUCUCAUUCUGGAGGGUAACGAAGUUGUUCGCAAAUACGGAAUUAAAUUCCUUGAUCUUUUACUUCAGUUUCAUGCUUGAACUGCUUGAGGGACGGCAGAUUCAUUAUUUGUUAGUUGUGCUUCUAUUAUUUGAUUGCGGUCAGAAAAAAUUUGUUUUGGCUAUGUUUAUUUCAGAGGAGUGGUUUUGCGAUGGGGUUUUUCACAGGUGAGGAUUUUGUUGUAACAGGGAGGGUCACAUGUGUUUAUGAAUAUCAUAUGAUGAUAAAAGGUGUUGUAUUGCUGGAAAUACAUUUGGGUUAUGGCUUAA
This is a messenger RNA of Carica papaya (papaya), 2175 nucleotides long. The record is from RefSeq and is a predicted model, not a curated record. Lineage: Eukaryota; Viridiplantae; Streptophyta; Magnoliopsida; Brassicales; Caricaceae.